This is a messenger RNA of Coffea eugenioides, 1500 nucleotides long. RefSeq names its product post-GPI attachment to proteins factor 3. The transcript has 6 exons. NCBI's taxonomy places the organism in Eukaryota, Viridiplantae, Streptophyta, Magnoliopsida, Gentianales, Rubiaceae. Gene Ontology annotation, biological process: GPI anchor biosynthetic process. The record is from RefSeq and is a predicted model, not a curated record. Gene Ontology annotation, cellular component: endoplasmic reticulum membrane. Gene Ontology annotation, molecular function: hydrolase activity, acting on ester bonds. Bases 200 to 1228 code for a protein of 342 amino acids.
GGUUUUUAAAACCAAUACAGUAACACGGCCCAUAUCUCCGUCCAUACCCGUUUUCAAAAUUUUUAUUUUUCCCGUUAAAAUUUUGCACAAGGCACACCAGCAGAGUAAUCGUUGGAUGCUGGUUCGGCUUUCUGUUUUCUGGUGCCUGCAUUUAUCGUCGAAAGAAUUACUUCCUGACUUGGAGUAGUCUCUGAAUCAGAUGGUGGAUCCUCGGUGGAUCACCUUCAUUAUAGUGCUUCCUUGUCUUGUGGGAGUACUUGAUGCUAGUGCUGGUGAUGCUGACCCCUUAUACAGGGAUUGUGUCAGAGAAUGUGAAACUACAGGAUGUGUCAGAGAAAGAUGUUUUACAAAUUGUAAAUUCCUGUUGAAUGGUUCUUCAAUUGAUGGCCCAUGGUAUAUGCAAGAACCUCUUUUCUUGCAUUGGAGACAAUGGGAUUGCCAAAGUGAUUGCCGCUACCACUGCAUGGUUGAGAGAGAAAAAGAAAGAGCAGCAGUUAAUCAAGGGCCUGUCAAAUAUCAUGGUAAAUGGCCCUUCCGACGUCUCUAUGGGUUUCAGGAGCCUGUUUCUGUAGCCUUUUCUGCCCUCAACCUUGCAAUGCAUUUCCAUGGUUGGUUGUCCUUCUUCAUCCUUCUUCACUACAAGCUGCCGCUAAAGCAAGACAAGCAACCAUAUUAUGAUUUUACUGGCCUUUGGCACAUCUAUGCAUUAUUAUCCAUGAACUCAUGGUUCUGGAGUGCUGUUUUCCACAGUCGGGAUGUGGUGUUAACAGAAAGGCUGGACUACUCAUCAGCAGUGGCCUUACUUGGAUACUCUCUUAUUUUGGCCAUAUUAAGAAGUUUCAACGUUAGGGAUGAGGCUGGCAGAGUCAUGGUUGCUGCACCUCUUCUUGCCUUCAUAACCACCCAUAUAUUGUACCUCAACAACUACAAAAUGGACUAUGGUUGGAACAUGCAAGUAUGCGUUGUAAUGGCUGUCACUCAGCUUGUUGUUUGGGCAGUGUGGGCUGGCAUGACUCAUCAUCCUUCGCGCUGGAAGUUGUGGAUUGUGGUUGUAGGAGGUGGUCUGGCAAUGCUUCUGGAGAUAUAUGAUUUCCCUCCAUACAAAGGAUAUGUUGAUGCACAUGCUCUUUGGCAUGCCGCAACUGUCCCUCUUACCUUCAUUUGGUGGAGUUUCAUCAGGGAUGAUGCUGAAUUCCGAACAUCUAACCUCAUCAAGAAGGUCAAAUAAGUAGAGUAGGUUUUGCAAUCUGGUGUCCUUCCGAGUCAUGUGAAUUGUGACAGCUUGAUGAGGCUUAGCUUGGAUCGGUGGAACAGCAUUAUUCUUUCUCUGAAUUCUUUUCAAUUAAUGUCCCUUCCACAACAUGGAUGGGAUGCUUCGUUUCUGGAUGAAUAUCUUGUUGCCAACUUUGUCAUAUAUAGCAAACGGGAAGGCUGGUUGCAUCUUUGUCAGUUUUGUUGGAGAUGCAUUACAGACUUGAAAAGCAAAAAUGUUGCGUUCAA